Sceloporus undulatus (fence lizard) is the source of this 1158-nucleotide messenger RNA. Its product is annotated as parapinopsin-like. Gene Ontology annotation, molecular function: G protein-coupled receptor activity. Lineage: Eukaryota; Metazoa; Chordata; Lepidosauria; Squamata; Phrynosomatidae. The transcript has 4 exons. The coding region runs from base 7 to 1158 and encodes 383 amino acids. Gene Ontology annotation, biological process: G protein-coupled receptor signaling pathway. Gene Ontology annotation, cellular component: membrane; photoreceptor outer segment. The record is from RefSeq and is a predicted model, not a curated record.
AAUGGAAUGAUGAAUCAUUCUCUGUUUUCUUCCAAUGUUUCAGCUUUUCUUGGGUCCAAUGCAACGUGUAACUUCACUACCUGCUUGGAUCAGGCCAAAGAGAAGAAAUACAAGUUUGUUCUGGGAGUGUUCAUGAUUUUUUGUAUGUUCCUUGGCAUCUGGUUCAAUGGCAUCAUCAUUAUACUAACAAUCAGACACAAAUUUCUGAGGAUUCCUAUUAAUUAUGCUAUGGUGAACCUGUCAGUUGCAGACAUGUUCAGCAUAGUCAUUGGACUCUGUCCCACCAUGGAUGCUAAUCUGAAAGGAUAUUACUUCCAAAGCAAGUCAUUCUGCACCUUCCAGGGCUUCUGUAUUACUCUAUUUGGGCUGGUGGCCCUUUGGUCGGUUGUGGUGUGUGCUGUGGAGAGGUACCUGGUGGUGUGCAGGCCGUUCAAAGCUCUCCACUUUGGGAAGAGACAUGCUGUGCUGGCUCUCCUAUUUAUCUGGCUGUGGUCUGUGAUGUGGACUAUCCCACCACUUUUUGGCUGGAGUAGCUACGAUCUGGAAAGUAUUGCCUCAAACUGUGCCCUGGCAUGGCACAGGAAAGACUGGAAGAGCCGCAGUUACCACUUGUCUCUCUUCUUUUGCUCUUUUCUGGUUCCCUUUAUCCUUAUUUCCUUGUCUUAUGGCAAGCUCAUCUUCACCCUCAGAAAGGUGGCCAAAAAUGGCUUGGUCCAAAGUAAUUCAACUCAGAGGGCAGAGUCCCAGGUGACCAAAACAGCUGCCAUUAUGAUCCUAGCCUUUCUUCUCAGCUGGAUGCCUUAUGCAGUCUUUGCUCUGACCAAUGUGAUGAAACCAGAAGUGACUAUGGACCCAAAAACUCAGAGCAUUCCUCUAUUCAUGGCUAAAACAGGAACCGUAUACAACCCAGUGAUUUAUGUCUGUCUGAACAAACAGUAUCGAGAACAAGUUGCAGCCUCCUUGCAAUGCCUACAGAAAUGUUGGAUCGUGCCCAGUAGGCACCAGGGGCCAAAUGCUUGGACUCUUGCUCUGAAGAGACUACAAAAUAAACAUCUCAGCUCCAAUACAAACAGAAUAGCUCCUGAGAACGAAUUGAACAUCAGCAAGAACCUCCUCUUGCCAAACAUGACCUACUCUGAUGAUUCGUCCUCGCAAUAA